This is a messenger RNA of Hyalella azteca, 486 nucleotides long. RefSeq names its product multiple epidermal growth factor-like domains protein 10. NCBI's taxonomy places the organism in Eukaryota, Metazoa, Arthropoda, Malacostraca, Amphipoda, Hyalellidae. Gene Ontology annotation, molecular function: scavenger receptor activity. The record is from RefSeq and is a predicted model, not a curated record.
UCGUGCUCAUGUGAGGCUGCAGGGACGGAGAGAUGUCAACCGGUGACGGGAGAGUGUUUGUGCAAGCCAGGGUGGGCGGGUGGAACAUGUUCACUCGAGUGCCCCUUUGACAAGUAUGGCGUGAACUGCUCAAGUUCCUGCCAGUGUCUGAACGGUGCCUUCUGCAACCCAGUCGACGGGAGCUGCUCUUGUGCCCCUGGGUAUCACGGACCACUUUGCAAGGACGUGUGCCCGAAAGGCAGGUACGGCAACCGGUGCGCCCAGGAGUGUAACUGCACCAACGGCAUGGGAUGUCACCUCCAGACAGGAGGAGAGUGCGUCUGUCAGCCUGGCUGGAGGGGCCUGCAAUGUGAUGCCACCUGUCCAGACGGACGGUAUGGCCUCAACUGCUCCCAAACGUGUGACUGUCGGCACCCAGGUGCCAGCUGUCACCCGGCGACGGGAGUUUGCACGUGUGGACCAGGUUACCUCGGCAUACGGUCAUAA